Molecule: messenger RNA, 2285 nt
Organism: Purpureocillium takamizusanense
Lineage: Eukaryota; Fungi; Ascomycota; Sordariomycetes; Hypocreales; Ophiocordycipitaceae
Exons: 1
Coding region: 45-1955 (636 amino acids)
Molecular function (GO): protein binding
Source: RefSeq, a predicted model, not a curated record
CGUCUGCGCGACGACACUGGCCAACCGGCCACGCCGGGGCGACGAUGACAACGCCGACGAUGAGGACGAUGCGCGGAAGCCCGUUGAUCUACGACGGCUUAUGGCGCUGCCUAUGCCCGGCGGUCGGGCGGGCAGCGCUGAACCGCGCAGUCGGGUCGAGGAGCUUCCUCCUCGCCAGGCUAGCGCCGCGACCUCGAUCUAUGAGAUGUCCGAAUCUAGUGCAAAAUGCUCGCCGCUUUGGAACGAUCGCAGAAGGCGCAGAACAAAUGCCAGAGGCAUCAACGAGCUCUACCGGCAAGCCACAACACCAGCGAAGAACGCCAGCCCAAGCGAAGACCUGGGAGGAAAGCCUCCUGGCGCCGAUAGCACCGACCGAAGACGUCCUUCACCACAGUUCCGUCGACGACAUUGUCGCGGCGCUCGUGACGAUGCGCGACCCUCAAGGGUGGAGCUUCCACGGGCAGGACAUCGACCGGCAUGGGCGGAUACUCCAGCUCGUGCGGCACCUGCUCGGCGCUCGGGGCCAGCCCCUCGGCCCGUUCGUCUACGAGUGCGUCAUAGACGCCAUGGCCGGUCCGAGGGGCUCGGCCGAGGGCGUGCGCAAGAUUCUUGACGACAUGGCACAACAGGGCGUGAAACCCACGGCGACCAUGUGUCAUAGUGCGUUGGCGGCGCUGGCGAACCACCCGGACUACUCACUCCGGCAGGAGGUCCUGGACGCCAUGCAAGAAUAUUGGUUUGUCAUUGAUACGCCAGCCAAGCAGAGCGUUGUGCUGGGCCUGCUGCGCGACGAACAGUACGAGCUAGCAUAUGCGAGGUUGACGGAGCUGAUCGAUGCGAGAGGCCGCCUAGACCCCUGGGUCUACGAUAUUUUCAUCCUGGCCUUUGGGAAGCUGGGGUUCUUGGACGAGAUGCUACAGCUGAUGCAUCGUCGCAUGAGCGGAGACGCGCAAGGCGAUGCGGCGGCGAGCUUGCUGUACUUUGCCCUGGAUGUUUGCAGUGAGGCGUUCCACUACCCGGGGACAAUGUUUGCGUGGAACGCGGCAGUGAGAAACUCGCUCUUGCAACCUCCCGAUGGCGUCGUGGAAAACGUGCUGGCAACCGCGGCACGGCACGCAGACGCAUCCUUGGCAACGGAGACGCUCGACCUCAUCGCGCAGAGAAGCCGUGUCAUGGCAUACCACUACGAGGCUGUCGCAGAGGCCUUUGCGAGGGCGGGCGACAUGGCAGGAGCGUUUCGUAUCUUGGCCAUCAUGAGAAAGAACGGCAUCCUCGUCGGGCGAGGGAAUACCCGGAUGGUGUACGAGGCGCUCAAGGGCCGGCCCCGGCUCAUCAAGGACGCUGAGGGGGCGCUCCGCGGCCUGGCUUCCGACGGGACGGUGCCGCUAGCGGUGGUCAGCGUUGUGAUGGAGGCCAUGUCCGAGCUCCACGGCAGUGAGAGCGCCAUGGACCUGUAUUGCGACGUGUCAACGCUGUGCGGAGAGCCACUCGACUCGGGCUCGCUGCAGACUCUCCUGGUCAACAGUCGUGAGCAGGACACGAAGCGCACUCUGGUGAGAGACUACAAGGCCACUAUUGCCGAGGGCGACGACGCGGUCCGCAACCCGCGCGUCUAUCAGGGGCUCAUCACCACGUGUGCGGAGCUCGGAGAACUCGAUCUAGCGUUUCGAUUCGCGCAGCAGGCUACGUCUUUGUCCGCGGUGAGCGAGCGCGGCGAAGCAGUGGCGGCGGCGGCGGCGGCGGCGGCGGCGGCGGCGGCGGCGGCGACACAUAGCCACCUUGAAUGGCUAAGGCCGCUCGUCGAGUGUGCGACGGAGCAUGAGGAUGGCCGCAUCUGGGAGGUGGUGGACCGAUUGAGCACGACUGGCGAUGCCGAGACGACAGCCGAGGUGCAGAGGAUACUCCAGCGGACACGAAUCGCCCGCUCGUCGGGCGUGUCGCCGCGAAGAUUUUGAUGUAUAUAAGCUGUUCAAGCACCUGGCAAGUCUAGAGAUUCAGAAGUUCGUCGCACAAAUCGUAGCUGCGACAACUGCACGCACACAUCUACGAGGCAAUGAGGGACAGCAACCACUCAGGAGCAAGCCAAAAUCGUGUAUGCCUUGGUACGAGCCUGUCAUGCAAGCCACAGUGUAGCACGGCUCAUCAGGGAUGUCAAGCCACGGCCGAGUUUUGCCUGGUGUCGGUCCGGUCGGCGGGACGUUGGACACCGACGCGGUCUCGGAGCUUGGGUUCACUUGUCGGGGCUUUGUUGUGCACGGCCGGGGUUAAGCGGAACUGAAGCGGCU